Scylla paramamosain (green mud crab) is the source of this 7678-nucleotide messenger RNA. RefSeq names its product myosin-IIIb-like. Gene Ontology annotation, biological process: peptidyl-serine phosphorylation; regulation of actin filament length. The transcript is spliced from 32 exons. The record is from RefSeq and is a predicted model, not a curated record. NCBI's taxonomy places the organism in Eukaryota, Metazoa, Arthropoda, Malacostraca, Decapoda, Portunidae. Gene Ontology annotation, cellular component: myosin complex. Gene Ontology annotation, molecular function: microfilament motor activity; protein binding; ATP binding. Bases 1500 to 6224 code for a protein of 1574 amino acids.
CCGUCGUCGGGGGAGGAUGCGCGCCCCUCUCUCCGGUCUGAUCAGUCGCAGCCUCACUCGUACUCAAUACCUGAGCUCCAGUAACGUAGAAGUUCAAACAAAACGUGCCAUAUUCCUACACUCAAAACUGGAGGCUGGAACGUGGACUGGAACACAAGACUUUUAUCCUUCACACCUGACUGAAUGGACGUAAGAACAACUGAUCCACACCUGCACGUGACAGAUUAUUCUCACAACACACCUGAAGCGGAUCACUGUAAAGAAACCUGGAAUGUGAAAUUCGUGCAGAAAAAAAGAGAGAAGAAAAGGGAAAACAACGGAAGAAAAGGAAUAAAAAAGUGAAAAGGUUUAUAAGACCAAUUAUCUUUAAAAAUGUCUUAACUUACGAGUUAAAAAAAAAAAAAAACACUAAAGAAAAUUAAACGGAAAAAAAGGUGAAAUUUCAAGCUCAUACCUCUUUUUUGCUUAUAGAAAGUUAAAAAAAUAAAAUAUAUAAAUAAACUCAGAUCAAUUUCCAAAAACCGUCAGUUUCAUUUUAUGUUUAUCUCGACUCUGAAGUUUCACGAACCUGCACUAAGGAAUAAAUAAAAUAAUCAAUCACAGCUGGCCAUAUUCAAGUUACACUGGAAUGUAACCCUGAUUUACUGGCCCCGUGAGCGUUCAAACACCUAAAAAAGUGAACCUAAAAAAUACUGGUCACUUUUUUUCAAACGAACACGAACCUAAACACUAAAAAUCGAAAAAAAAAGACAAUUAAAACAGAAGAAAAACUGGUGCCAUUUUGUGAUGGUCAAAUUAUUUAAGAAAGAGUAUAAAGAAAAUUAUGAGUGACGGUACGUGAUUGGUGCGUGAUACUCAACGAACUGUAUGAAGACUUAAGGACGAUCUGAUAAUUAUUAUUGGAACCUAAACCUUUGUGAUACAGAUCGGUGAUGAAAUAAGAGAUUCAAAGGGACAUUACUCACAGAAGAAGUUAUUAAUCAUUUCAGAAAAAAAAAAUAAUGUGCUUGACUGAGAAGUGGCAAAACUAGUUAUAUAUUGGACGGAAUAAAGAAAGGAGGGAAUGAGGAGAGAGAAUAACUGAGGAAAAACAUUGAAACAAAGCAGAAAUGGUGGCGUGGAAGCCUCACCCUCCUCCCUCCCCUCCCAUUCCCAUUCCCAUCCCCCUCACCCCCACCAUCACCACCAGCCCAUAAUAGCCUUACACCAACCACCACACUAACACCACAUACCUCCCCACCACAACCAACACCAUUCCGCCACCCUUUUCUCGUUACCUCUCCAAUCAAUUUUCCACCACCACCACCACCACCACCACCACUACUCAUAACCCGGUCAGUAGACAAGCCUCCACCUCCACCACCAGCACAACCAGUUCUCCGUGCUUUCCCACCACUGCCUGAUUCCCACGACCUCCUCUUCACAACGGGACACUACCUGCAAACUACCUCGUUACUACUGCUAUUAGUACUACUGCUACCCCCGCCACCACCACCAUCAUGGCACCUUCCCACGGCAAAAAAGAGUACCCGCCGCCCGCCAGGAUGUCUUACAUGGGCUCCAGUCAACACAUCGACUUCGACAACCUACCAGACCCCAACACGCGCUUCGAGCUGCUGGAGGUGAUCGGGGAGGGCACCUACGGGGAGGUCUUCGUCGCCAAGGACCAUGACACGGGUGAACAGGUGGCCAUUAAGAUCAUGGAGAACAUCGGGGAGAACUUGGAGGAGAUAGAAGAGGAGUAUCUCAUCCUACGAGACCUCAGCAUCCACCCCAACCUGCCUUCCUUCAUCGGCAUCUUCUUCAAGCGAGGCGCCGUCAGGGAGGAGGACCAGGCAUGGAUUGUCAUGGAGUUCUGUCCCCGAGGCUCCGUGACUGACUUGGUGCAGGCGCUAAUCAGGCGAGGACAACGACUGACGGAGAAACAGCUUGGUUACAUCCUGAAGGAGACGAUUGAUGCAAUGGUCUACCUGCACCAGAAUCAUGUGAUGCACCGAGACAUCAAGGGACACAAUAUACUCCUCACUGAGCAAGCCAACAUCAAGCUCGUGGACUUCGGCGUGUCCUCUCACCUCGCCUCCUCCUGGGGCCGCCGCAACACCUCCGUCGGUACCCCCUACUGGAUGGCCCCGGAGGUAAUAGCGUGCGAGCAGCAGCUGGACUACAGUUACGACGUGCGGUGUGACGCGUGGUCACUGGGCAUCACGGCCAUCGAACUGGCUGACGGGGAGCCGCCGCUCUCAGACAUCCACCCCAUGCGAGCACUCUUCCAGAUCCCCCGCAACCCGCCGCCGACGCUGGACCGCCCUGUGGAGUGGUCUUUGGAAUUAAAUGACUUCAUCAGCGAGUGUCUGGUGAAGGACUUCGAGCAGCGCCCUACUGCCAAGGAGCUGCUGCAACACCCCUUCAUCAAGGCCGUGCCCCACAACCCGGAGGAGGUGCGUCGUGAGUUGGUGCUGCUUCAGAAUGACUUGAGGAAGAAGAACCAGAUGAUCCAGAAGGAUCCAGAGACCACCAUCAAGGGUGGGGCACUCAAGGCAGACAGGCGCACCAAGAGGACGCCCCUCUGGAUGGACGACCUUGCCUGCCUGGAGCGCCUGACAGAGGAGGUGAUUGUGGACCACCUGGAGCGGCGUUACCAGACAGACCAGAUCUAUACCUACAUGGGCGACAUCCUGAUAGCGGUCAACCCCUUCAAGGAGCUGGGAGUUUAUGGUGACAAGGAGUCCCGUCAGUACCGAGGGAUGGUGAAGAGUGAAAACCCACCCCACAUCUUCGCCAUGGCAGACAACGCCUACCACAACAUGCUGCACCAGAAACAGCAGCAGUGCAUCGUCAUUUCAGGAGAGUCUGGCGCUGGCAAGACUGAGAGUGCCAAUUUCCUCCUGAAGCAGCUUGUCACUCUUGGCAAGGCACCCAACCGUAAUCUGGAGGACAAGAUUUUACAGGUAAACCCAAUUAUGGAGGCCUUCGGUAAUGCCAAGACGGGUAUUAAUGACAACUCGUCCCGCUUUGGCAAGUACCUGGACCUCACCUACACCAGGCUGGGCAAGGUGACUGGUGCCAAGAUCUCCGUGUACCUCCUUGAGCAGUCCAGGGUGGUGAGGCAGGCAGAGGGCGAGCAGAACUUCCACAUCUUCUACUACAUGCACGAUGGUCUAGAGGCAGAGGACAAGCUAAUGCAGUACUGCCUAGACAAGGGCAAGAGGGACAAGCAUCGUUAUCUCGCUGGUGCCAACUGGAGCAAGAGUAAAAGCCAGGCCAACGUGGAGCAGUUCAACAAGGUGGUAGAAGGCUUCAAGUCCCUGGGUUUCCGUGAUGACGAGCUGGACUCCGUGUACAGAAUCCUGGCAGCCGUCAUCAAUUUGGGUGAUGUGGACUUCUACCAGACCAUUGACAAGGACAACAUGGAGCAGGCAGCAGUGAAGAAUGUGGAGCAGAUCAAAGUGGUAUCGGAGCUGCUGGGGAUUGACCCGACAGACCUAACGGAGGCACUGACGUCCAACAGUGUGGUGACCAAGGGGGAGAUCAUCACGAGGAACAACACAGUGGAGGAGGCAGUGUGCACACGGGACGCCAUGGCCAAGGCAAUGUAUGGCCGCCUCUUCGACUGGAUCGUCAACAAUAUCAACAGACUCCUCUCCUUCUGCAGGAUUGUCUAUGGUGAGAACCUGGCUGUGGGUCUCCUGGAUAUCUUUGGCUUUGAGAACUUCAACACCAAUUCCUUCGAGCAACUGUGCAUCAACAUUGCCAAUGAACAGAUCCAGUACUUCUUCAACCAGCACAUCUUUACAUGGGAGCAGCAGGAGUACAUGUCUGAGGGGAUUGAGGUGGACAUCAUUGAGUUUGCGGACAACAGGCCUGUCCUGGACAUGUUCCUGGCCAAGCCCUUGGGUCUGCUGGCACUGCUGGAUGAGGAGAGCCGCUUCCCCAAAGCCACUGACCAGUCCCUCGUGGACAAGUUCCACGACAACAUCAAAUCCCAGUACUACAUCAAGCCCAAGGCACAGGGUCUCGACUUCACUGUGCGUCACUUCGCUGGCAAGGUUGCGUAUGACGGCCAUCAAUUCCUGGAGAAGAACAGAAACUUCCUCCCCACCGAAGUGAUCCAGCUAUUCCGCCAGAGCUCCCAUGACACAAUCCGGUUCCUGUUCCAGUGCCCGCUGACAAAGACUGGUAACCUGUACUAUGCCACGCCCAGGACUUCCCCACGCAACACCAUGAGCCGUACCAAGUCCACCCAGGGCAGCACCAAGACACAGUACGACAGCCGCGGCCUGGCCUCUCAAACAAAGGCACAGCAGACAGUGGCCACCUACUUCAGAUACUCCCUGAUGGACCUCCUGCAGAAGAUGGUGAACGGGUCGCCUCACUUCGUCAGGUGCAUCAAGCCUAACGACGACAAGGAUGCCAACAACUAUGACAAGAAGAAGGUGCAGCGCCAGCUCCGCUAUGCCGGCGUGAUGGAGACAGUGAGGAUCAGGCAACACGGCUUCUCCAGUCGAAUUCCCUUCGCUGAAUUCCUUAGGAGGUACUGCUUCUUGGCCUUCAACUUUGACGAGCGGGUGACGGCCUCUAGAGAGAACUGUCGCCUGCUGUUGAUUCGCCUCAAGAUGGACGGGUGGGCGCUGGGCAAGACGAAGGUGUUUCUUAAGUACUACCACGUGGAGUACCUCACCAAGAUGUACGAGAAACAGAUCCGCCGCAUCAUCCAGGUGCAGGCGUGUGUGCGGCGGUGGUUGGCGAGGAUCCGAGUGCAGAAGGAAAAGUGGGCACUGGCGCGCUCUGUCCUCACCCUUCAGAGGUUCACCCGAGGCUGGAUUUCCCGCAAGAGGUACCAGGAGGAGGCGAGCAAAAGGCUGGAUCAGAAGAAGCUACCCCCUCCCCCCAAGGGGCCAGCGCCUGCCCCGCCGGUGAGCAAGAAGCUGGAGCGACAGGACUCAGGUAAACAAUGGAUAAAGGCCAAGAUGAUGGGAGCCCUUGGUGCGCAAUCCUCCAUCGAGAAAGAGGACGUGAAGGCGAAGAAGAAGGAUGCGAAGGAUAAGGAUAAGAAGAAGAAGGCACCCUCACCGCUUGCCAAGUCUCCAGUGUCUCUGACGCGGGAGGAGGCUGCCAUCAUUAUUCAGGCCUACUACAAGGGCUACCGCACCCGCAAAGAGUGGGGGCCCGUGCUGGAAGAGCGACUCAGUAGGGUGGUGGAGAAGCACCUUGACAACGCGGAGGAAGCGUCCAAGGCCCUCGAGGCCGAGGGUCUCUCCCCCGAGGAGGCGGCCAUGAUCAUUCAGAAGUUCUGGGGGAAGUACAAGAAGAGGAAGGAGCCGGAGAAACCGAAGGGAGGGAAGCCAGAGGAAGGGAAGGCAGCAGGGAAGGAUCUUGGGCGGUACACGAACAGCAAGAGAAUGACAGAUCUGAUUAUGUUCUCCCAGCAGGUGCACAUGGAAAAUCAGGAGGCACACAAGUUCCUACGAAAACACAAGGCUGGGAUUCGCCUGGAGGAGGUUCGCAAGCCUGACCAGAAUUACCAGCGUCCCAAAGGAUUCGAUAAUAUUCCCCACGCCAUCCACGAGCAGAGGAAGAAGGCGCCACCCGUCCCGGCGAGUGGCGGCAACAACAACUCCAACGCUCGGCCCCUCAUCAAGAUUACCUCCACUGACAACCAGGUGUCUAAUUACUACGACUUCCUGCAGGAGGAGAUGAGGAGCCCCACGCCGGACUAUAACCCCGACACUCCCUGGGACGCUCCACUUGCUUCAAAAAUCCACCAAGGAAGCGGUCAACGGAGAGCGGCGACGGAGGCAGGCGUGAAGGUAGACUUGCGGGAGGAGAAGAUAAAGAAAGUGCGUGAAGGCCUCAAGACUCAGGCGAAGGAGAACGAGGAGAGAGGAGAUGAGAACAUCCGUCAGUGGAAGGGUGCGGUGGCUCUUGGUGCAGGGGUGCCGCCCCCGGAAUGGAGUAAGGGACGCGGCCCAUCCCCUCCCACUAACAUGAAGGCUGCAUCUGACCUCCGCCAAAUGCUUCGUUCCGACGCCACCAAGAAGUCAGCACCACCUCCGCCUCCUUCAGCCAAGGAAGUAAAGAGGGUGGAAACUAAUGAUGACGAUGUUGGUCCCUUCAACUUCCGGCAGAUGCUCAGAAAAACCAACUACGCCCCCACCGACACUAUUAGGAAGAGGCAGCUGAAGAGGGAUGGAUACAAUGGAUACGGGGCAGAGUACCAGAUGUAAAUAAUAGGCGGCCAUUGAAACAUAGGACGUGUUUCAGUAAGGAAUGUUUGUCCCGUCCCGCGUCAUCUCACCAAAGGAAGACUAGGACGAAAACUUGCACUGGAAAACCGAAAACAUAACAAUAUGACCGUAAAUCACUAAAAAAAAAUACAUAAAUAAAAAAUAAAUAAAAAGUUAAAAUUGAUGGAAUCUGAAACUCCACAAAAACAUCAUGUAAGUGAAAACGGAAAAAUAAAAUACGAAAAAAAAGUUACAUCGACAUCUAUACAUGAAAUUGUCGAGUUUACGAGAUCUAAACGAAGAGACUAGAAAUAGUAAUCCAAAGAGAAGAAACACACCUAAACUAUUUGUCUAUAUAUGUAUAUAAACAAAAUAAACACCACACAUCCACAUAGCUUACAGUGUUGGUCACAUCCGAGAAAGCCGCACUCACUUCCAAUGUGCUUAGCGUGUUUCCUAAGUCCCCUGCUUUGAUCUGCCGCUAAGAAUCCAUCAGUUGUCAGUUUGUGAGAUCAGUGGACUUCAGAUGAGGGAAAGCCCAGAGCAUACUGGGAGUGCUUAAGAAUACGAGAUUUGUGACCGCGCCUCCACCAAAUGAAUGGCAAGGAAAAGAAGACAGUAGGAUGAGAAAGACUAAUAAAAGUAGGUAACACAAGGAACAGUAACAAAAACUUAAUAAGAAGAGAAAAUUCAAACAUAAAAAAGAUGUCCAAAGUAAUUAGAUAAAAACAACUUAUAUAUUACGUGAAAAUAGUUUACACCAAAUGCGCAGAUGAAUAAUUUAGAAUCAAUUGUAAAAUUAGAAGUAGGGGAAUAAAUUAUUUUAUGCCAGAGAUCCUUAUGAACAAUUUUAUUUAUUAUUUAUUAUUUCUGGUCUAUAGUGUUUUUAUAUAAAAUUCCAGGUGAUAAUUGUACGUAGUGAGAAAACAAGAAGGACUACGUGCCUAAAAGAUGUUUCAUGUCCUUCAAUACACGCCCACCUAGACACACACACAUACACACAUACACCAUGGUCCACUAGUCAACACAUUAUUAGUUACUGUUGUUAUAGUAGUAAAAGAUUUUGUUAUAAUUUAUAUAUAUAUUUAUUUCAUUUUAUUUUAUUUUUUUUCUGUUUGUGAACAAGACGUGCUUUUUACAAUUCUCUCUCUCUCUCUCUCUCUCUCUCUCUCUCUCUCUCUCUCUCUCUCUCUCUCUCUCUCUCUCUCUCUCUCUCGUGAAUUUCAGUGAUAGAUCAACACUCCAUCGAUGUCCAAACAAUUUCUCUCUCCAUAGUAACUGUGAGCAUGAUAAGUAGCAUGAUCACUCGCGUCCCUCGGUUAUAGACAAUAACUAUGACAGAGAUUAAGAAUAGAUUAUAACAUGUUGAAGAUUGCGAAGUCUGACGUAGUUUUAACAGAAUAAAACUUGUAUCAGUCCGAAUGAAAAAAAUAAAAAAGAAAACUUCAACCAUA